CGCCUGGCUUGGCUGGCGGCCCAAGAGGGAUGGAGCUCUUCUUCCCUCCGGCCUCCCGUCGGGGCUCCCCGCCUGAAGCCGAGCGAGAGGCGGGAGAAGAGCCUGAAGGCGCCCGCGCCAGGGCCCCGGCCGGCGGCAGGAGGCGACCAGCGAAGCCCCUGCCCAGCGCCCGCCCCGCCCGGCACCGCCCUUCCUCUUCCGCGUCGAAGUUCCCCUCGGCGGCUCCGGGCCGGAGCGAGCAUGAAGAAGCCCGACGGGAAGGUGGUGCUCCUGGGCGACGUGAACGUGGGCAAGACGUCGCUGCUGCAGCGCUACACGGAGCGCCGCUUCCUCGAGACCGCCAGCACCGUCGGCGGCGCCUUCUGCCUCCGCCAGUGGGGGCCGCACAGCAUCUCCGUCUGGGACACGGCAGGUCAUGAGCAAUUUCAUGGACUUGGAUCUAUGUACUGCAGAGGAGCAGCAGCUGUUAUCCUCACUUACGAUGUAACCAACUUGCAGAGCAUCUGGGAACUUGAGGAUCGGUUCCUGGCCUUGACAGACACGGCCAGUGCAGACUGCAUCUUUGCUAUUGUGGGGAACAAAGUGGAUCUCACAGAUGCUUUUGCCUUUUUGCCAGAAGCAGGUGAACGUCAGCCCGACAACAGUCUCAUUUCUACCAAGUUGAAAAAACAAGUGCAUAUGAGUGAUGCCAUAGCACUUUAUAAGAAGAUCCUAAAAUACAAAAUGUUGGAUGAGAAGAAUGCUCCAGCAGCAGAAAAAAUGUGUUUUGAAACUAGUGCAAAAACUGGCUAUAAAGUGGACCACGUAUUUGAAACUGUAUUUGAGAUGGUGGUACCAGUAAUUUUGCAGCAGAAAACUGAAGGGUCACUGCAAACUGUAGAUUUAAAUAAUAUCAAGACAACUAAAAACAUACCAUCCAGCUGCUGCAAAUAAAUAACAAAUGAAGGAUAUAUAAAAAUAUAUAUAAAGAUGAACCAGAUCAGCUACUUUUUUGGCAAAACAGAUCUAUGAAACUGAACUUGAUUAAUAGAAUGGAUUAGCAGAGGCAAACACUUAAUUGGGGAAGAUUUGAAACAAUGGUAUAAAAUUUGAUUUUUAAGUAAUGUUUCCCUCUAAAGUAAUUAUUUAAAACUUCUAUAUUUAGCUGAGUGUGAUUUAUCCACAUUAAAUAUGUUAUAUUCACCUGUCUACUGUUUUUCACAUUCUUCUGUCCUGUCCAUUUUAGCAGUGCCACAUAUUUUUGCAUACAGUGUGUAGCAAGAGAGAGUUGCUAAAUUGUACUUUUGCACAAGUACUAACUAGAAAAGACUGAUGUGCAGAAAAGAUACGAGUGCAGAAACAGAAUUUUUUUUUAGUUUCUUAGAAUCAUAAAUUGUAGAGUUGGGUGCUUUGGAUAUGUAGCCGUCCUGAUUCAAACUGGUUAACCCCCCCCCCCACUUCAUUCUCAUAAGCUGUAAGGUUGGAGCCACAGUUGGAAGGGAAAAGUCCCGCACACUUCUGUCAGCAUAAUGUACAAGAGCAGUGAUAAUUUAGAAAGCUGUCUGUAAUCUUAGUCUGGAAGGUUCCCAAAACCUUUAUCGCCAUGUGUCACAUUUCAAACGCGAGAACCCCCCAAGUUGGUUGAGGAUCUUUGAUCAGGUCAUGAGAAUUUCUACCCGCCUAUAAUUAUAUAAGACAAGUAUUUGCAUUUUUUAGAGUUACUGGGAAUGGCAUUCUGAUGGAACUGCUGAGAUAUGCUGUGGUUUCCUAUAUAAAGCACUAUGUGAAUUCAAGCGAGACUUAGCUAGGAGCACCUGCAGCUUUUGAUAUUGACCAUGGUAUUGUCAUGGAUUGAUCCUGACUACCUACGUACCGUAUUUUUUUGCUCCAUAGGACACACUUUUUUCCUCCUAAAAAGUAAGAGGAAAUGUCUGUGCGUCUUAUGGAGCGAAUACGUGGUUCCUGGAGCUGAAUUGCCUAGGGGCGAAAAGCAGAUCGUGCUUUUAAAAAAUAAUAAUAAUAGAAAGAGCUAAAGGCUAACGAGGGAAAGACGGUGUUGAAAGGAAGCAGCUCAGCAGCUGAUUGUAAGAGAUCGGGGAGGGAGAUAAGGGACACUAGCUCCCUUCCUGGCCCCGGCCCCUUGCCCAGCCCUCCAUUGUUGAAUGUUCUGCAGAUGGAGGAUGUUUAUUUCCCCAGCGACAUGUGACUGGCUGAUUAGAUUAUCUGUCUGGAAACUGUAGAAAUGGAUCCCUUUCCUAAAGAAGCUGCAGACCUGUGAGUUGAACCCCAUAAAAACAGGAUUUUUUCCCUUUGCAAAGUAAGCUCAACAACUUUGCGAUGAUCCUCAAAAAUGGAGCUUUCCCCCUUUUAAAAGACAACUGAAGGUGGCCAUGUUUAGGGAAGUUUUUAAUGUUUGAUGCUGUAAUGUUUUUAAUAUUCGGUUGGAAGCCGCCCAGAGUGGCUGGGGAAACCCAGCCAGACAGGCAGGGUAUAAAUAAUAACUUCUUCUUCUUCUUCUUCUUCUUCUUCUUCUUCUUCUUCUUCUUCUUCUUCUUCUUCUUCUUCUUCUUCUUCUUCUUCUUCUUCUUCUCCUCCUCCUCC
This is a messenger RNA of Zootoca vivipara (common lizard), 2580 nucleotides long. RefSeq names its product RAB20, member RAS oncogene family (gene RAB20). The record is from RefSeq and is a predicted model, not a curated record. Lineage: Eukaryota; Metazoa; Chordata; Lepidosauria; Squamata; Lacertidae. Gene Ontology annotation, molecular function: GTPase activity; GTP binding.